Chanos chanos (milkfish) is the source of this 1587-nucleotide messenger RNA. RefSeq names its product phosphodiesterase 7A (gene pde7a). The record is from RefSeq and is a predicted model, not a curated record. The transcript is spliced from 14 exons. Gene Ontology annotation, molecular function: 3',5'-cyclic-nucleotide phosphodiesterase activity. The coding region runs from base 1 to 1560 and encodes 519 amino acids. Gene Ontology annotation, biological process: signal transduction. Lineage: Eukaryota; Metazoa; Chordata; Actinopteri; Gonorynchiformes; Chanidae.
AUGGAAGUAUGUUAUCAGUUACCGGUUUUGCCUCUAGACAGGCCGGUUCCCAAGCACGUUCUAAGCCGGAGGGGAGCUAUCAGCUUCAGCUCCAGCUCCUCUUUAUUCGGUGCUCCCGACCCCAGACAGCUGUCACAGAGACGUGGAGCAAUCUCCUAUGACAGCUCUGAUCAAACCGCUCUGUACAUUCGUAUGUUAGUGUUUUAUGUAAUUGUAAUUCACAGUUUUGAUAUUUUGAUAGGGGCUUGUGUAAUAUUCAAACAGCUGUUUUCAAGAGAUGUGAGAGUAAGGAGCCAGGUAGGCUUUGAACCAGAACGAAGAGGCUCACACCCGUACCUGUGUAUCGAUUUCCGGACCUUGCACUCCCAUGCUGAGUCUACAGGAACUCUACCAACGCGGAGAAUCCGCAGGCUUUUCAGCUUCCAACGACACCUGCACUCCUCACGCCUGCUGCGUGGCACACCCCACCAAAAUCCCCUCCACAUCCUGGAUGAAGACUACUCUGGCCAAGCCAAGUGUAUGCUGGAAAAAGUUGGAAGCUGGAAUUUUGACAUUUUCCUCUUCGACAGGCUUACAAACGGAAACGCUCUGAUCACGUUGACGUUUCAUCUGAUAAAUCACUAUGGCUUAAUUGAGCUCUUCCAAUUAGACAUGGUGAAAGUUCAUCGGUUUUUAGUUAUGGUUCAAGAAGACUAUCACAAUCAGAACCCUUACCAUAACGCAGUUCACGCUGCCGACGUGACACAGGCUAUGCACUGUUAUCUGAAAGAACCCAAGCUCUCUAAGUCGCUCACGUCCUGUGACAUCCUCCUGGGUCUGCUGGCUGCAGCGACCCAUGACCUGGACCACCCUGGAGUUAAUCAGCCUUUCCUCAUCAAGACCAACCAUCAUCUAGCAGCUUUGUACAGGAAUACCUCAGUUUUGGAGAAUCACCACUGGAGGUCUGCAGUGGGUCUGCUAAGAGAGACAGAGCUCUUCUCUCACCUGCCUGCAGAGGACGGACUGAACCUGGAGAGGCAGCUGGGCUCGCUGAUCCUGGCCACAGACAUCAGCAGGCAGAAUGAAUACUUGUCCAAGUUCAGGACCCAUUUAGAUCAGGACGACCUGUGCCUGGGCAAUGCGGCACAUCGCCACUUUGUCCUGCAGAUGGCUCUGAAGUGUGCAGAUAUCUGUAACCCCUGCAGACCAUGGGAGCUCAGCAAACAGUGGAGUGAGAAAGUCACAGAGGAGUUCUUCCACCAAGGUGACAUUGAAAAGAAGCACAAACUUGAAGUCAGCCCGCUGUGCGACAGCGAGACAAACACGAUUGGAAACGUUCAGAUCGGUUUCAUGACGUACGUGGUGGAGCCUCUGUUUGUUGAGUGGGCCCGUUUCUCUGACACGUGCCUCUCUCAGACGAUGCUGGGUCACCUGGGCCUGAACAAGGCCAGCUGGUGCAGCCUGCUCCCCGAGGCUGGGGGAAGCUCAGAGGAGCCAGAGCCGGAAGCCGAAGCAGAACCGGCCCCAGCCGCAGAGGAAGCCAACUCUAGAGCCUUACCUCAGGGAAGCCAAACGUCCUGACAUUCCCAUCAGAACCCGAGGGAAGAG